Molecule: messenger RNA, 714 nt
Organism: Linum trigynum
Lineage: Eukaryota; Viridiplantae; Streptophyta; Magnoliopsida; Malpighiales; Linaceae
Source: the annotation of a GenBank genome assembly
AUGGCUUCCCGUAUCCUGUCCAGAUCCAGACAGCUCUAUGCUAGUCAGGUUGUUGUACCGCAUGAGUCUGCCAUUCCAGCUCGUUACUUUUCGGCCAAGUCUGAGCCGGAACUGAAGGGAGAUGCGAUGCUCAAGAACAUCUUUCUGGAUGUGAAGAAAAAGUUUGAGACUGCAAUGGGAAUUCUUCGAAAGGAGAAGAUAACCAUUGCACCUGAAGAUCCAGCUGCUGUUGCUCAAUAUGCAAAGGUCAUGAAGACUGUCAGAGAGAAGACUGAUUUGUGGACUGAAUCUCAAACUAUCAAGCAUGCCAUUGAGUCAGAAACAAAGGAUAUCCCAGAUGCUCGUGGUUACUUGCUGAAAUUGCAGGACAUGAGAAUCAAGCAGGGUCUCAAAGACGAGCUUGGUGCUGAAGCUAUGAUGAUGGAUGCCUUGGAAAAAAUUGAGAAAGAACUCAAGAAACCUCUCAUGAGGAAUGAUAAAAAAAAUAUGGCUAGUCUCAUGGCUGAGUUUGACAAGAUCAAUCAGAAGCUUGGAGUUAGAAGGGAAGACCUACCGAAGUAUGAAGAACAGUUGGAACUCAAAAUUGCCAAGGCACAAUUAGAGGAGCUGAAGAAGGAGGCUGAAGAGGCCAUGGACACCCAAAAGAAAAGGGAGGAAUUCAAGGACGAGGAAGUGCCAGACGUGAAAUCUUUGGAUAUCCGGAACUUCAUUUGA